AUGCAUGCCGCGUCGCGGACUUACUUUUUGACCAGUCAAACUUUUGGCCUCCGUGGAGCGCGAAUAGCGGGGUUGGCGCGAAUAUUUGCGUAUAAAAGGAGCGCGUUGGGAGCGUUUUGCCGUUUCUCUCGGACGUGGGACCUUCGCCCUUCGCCUUCGCUCGUUGCCGCACGUCUUCUUCGGUUGGCGCACGUCUUCUUUGGUUGCCGCACGUCUUCUCUGGGUGCCGCACGUCUUCCGCAAUUGCCGCACGUCUUCCGCAAUCGCCGCACGUCUUCAGCUGCUGCCGCACGUCUUUUUUUGCGUGCCGCACGUCAUCAGUGGUUGCCUCUCGUCUUCUUCAUGUGCCGCACGUCUUCGUCAGCGUUUCUGGAGCCGCUGGCACAACUCUUCCUUCGUAGUCGCCUUGGCGUCACCGACUACCUCGCCACUGUUGCCGGCCUGCUGUCAACGUUUUUUUUGAAGCGUUCCACGUCUUCUAAAGGACGGAAGUCAACGAAGCGUUGUCAGGUACCCGGUAGCAGUGGAAAGUGAUCGCGCCUCUCAUGAGCAACUUUUUGUUUGAAACUUCUGAUUAUCAAAGUUUCAAGGAAAUUCUUACUGUUUGUGUUAUUUUCUCUUGUAUUCGUUCGCUUCCAACUGAUUCAAAAAUUUUUUUUCAGAGCAGGGUCAUCUUUGGUUGCGUUGAAAUGAUUGUCGUCCCCCACGAAGAGGGGGCGACAAUUAUUUAAGUGAGUUUUCAAUUUUUUCGUAUUUUUUGAACAAAUUUUGCAAGCGUUUUUUUUAGUUAGAUGUGGAAAAUCGCAAAAAGAAAAUUUUUAUUUGGGUCAAUCCUACCGAACUGACUUUUUGAAAAAGAUCAAAAAUCCUAUGUUUUGGCCAAAUACAAAAUCAUCAAUAAUUAACAAAUUGCCAAGCGAAGUUUUUCGUGUGAGUUACAAAAUUUCCAUUUGAUGUGCACAACUAUAACAGUGUUUUCAAUCUUUUCGGCCAUAUGUAGACUCGUUUAAAAUAGUUUUUUUUUCAAAUUUUUUUCAAUCACAAAUUGCAAAAAUUUCAGGAUAGAUGAUAAACUUUCGUGUUAUUUUUUCUCGUUUUCGUUCGCUUUCUACUGAUUUACAAAAAAAGUUUUUUAGAGUCGGGUCAUGGUUGGUUGCGUUGGAAUAGUUGUCGCCCCCCACGAAGCAGGGGGCGACAAUUAUUUAAGUGAGUUUUCAAUUUUUAUUUUGUUUUUUUCAAAACAAAAUUUAAAAAGAAAAAGCUUUUUUUAGAACUUUGAAAAAAACAUUUUGUUGCAAAAGAUUGAAAAAUCUCGGAAAGCAAACAUUUACUUAGUCAUAUUGAGCUGACUUUUUACGGAAUCAUUGACUUUUUACGGAAUCAUUAUUUAUAGAUGAAUUUCAGCACUUAAAGAAAGAAGGAGCUUGUCGAUUUCGCAGCCGAGUAAAAAAAUAAAUUAAUCUUCGUGUGAGUUUUGAAUCUUCCAAUUGAUAGACAUAAUUGCAACAUUUUCAGAAUUUAUAAGACACCUAUUCAGGAAAAACCAAGUUCUUUCGACCGUGGGAGACAUUGCCGCAGGUAACAAAGUUCAAAGUUAAAACUCAAGUCUCUUUUUAGAUCCUUACUUAGCGGCAAUUCCUGGGUGUUCGCGAAUAGCGGAGGAGUGGUGAUGCGGGUAAAUUGAAAAAUUCUCAAGCAUUGGUGAAUUUCUUUUUUACAGACAAAAUGGGAGGGUCGCGAACAGUCCGCAUCUAUAGCCACUACUCCUGGAAAAACUUGCCUAUGA
Molecule: messenger RNA, 1786 nt
Organism: Caenorhabditis auriculariae
Lineage: Eukaryota; Metazoa; Nematoda; Chromadorea; Rhabditida; Rhabditidae
Source: the annotation of a GenBank genome assembly